Schistosoma bovis is the source of this 2554-nucleotide messenger RNA. Lineage: Eukaryota; Metazoa; Platyhelminthes; Trematoda; Strigeidida; Schistosomatidae. The record is from the annotation of a GenBank genome assembly.
AUAACUUUUCACAUCGAAAUAAACAAGGUAUAAUUAGUAUAGAACAAUUUUCGGAAAUCACUUUGGUAGGCAUGUUGUUUUACUGAUCUAAAUUAGAAGUGGCGUUGCACUAACUGAAAGUAAGGUAUAUAUAGCCUUCAAGAUCGAAAGUGUUCCAUAUUUGUUCUUCAGUUUACACUAGACUUUGAGAUGCAGAUUUUUGUGAAGACAUUGACUGGUAAAACGAUCACUUUGGAAGUCGAACCGAGUGACACAAUUGAGAAUGUGAAGGCUAAGAUCCAAGAUAAAGAAGGAAUCCCACCCGAUCAACAGCGUCUGAUCUUUGCUGGGAAGCAGCUGGAAGAUGGUCGUACAUUGUCUGAUUACAAUAUCCAGAAAGAGUCCACUCUUCACUUGGUGUUGCGUCUUCGUGGUGGUAUGCAGAUUUUUGUGAAGACAUUGACUGGUAAAACGAUCACUUUGGAAGUCGAACCGAGUGACACCAUUGAGAAUGUGAAGGCUAAGAUUCAAGAUAAAGAAGGAAUCCCACCCGAUCAACAGCGUCUGAUCUUUGCUGGGAAGCAGCUGGAAGAUGGUCGUACAUUGUCUGAUUACAAUAUCCAGAAAGAGUCCACUCUUCACUUGGUGUUGCGUCUUCGUGGUGGUAUGCAGAUUUUUGUGAAGACAUUGACUGGUAAAACGAUCACUUUGGAAGUCGAACCGAGUGACACCAUUGAGAAUGUGAAGGCUAAGAUCCAAGAUAAAGAAGGAAUCCCACCCGAUCAACAGCGUCUGAUCUUUGCUGGGAAGCAGCUGGAAGAUGGUCGUACAUUGUCUGAUUACAAUAUCCAGAAAGAGUCCACUCUUCACUUGGUGUUGCGUCUUCGUGGUGGUAUGCAGAUUUUUGUGAAGACAUUGACUGGUAAAACGAUCACCUUGGAAGUCGAACCGAGUGACACCAUUGAGAAUGUGAAGGCUAAGAUUCAAGAUAAAGAAGGAAUCCCACCCGAUCAACAGCGUCUGAUCUUUGCUGGGAAGCAGCUGGAAGAUGGUCGUACAUUGUCUGAUUACAAUAUCCAGAAAGAGUCCACUCUUCACUUGGUGUUGCGUCUUCGUGGUGGUAUGCAGAUUUUUGUGAAGACAUUGACUGGUAAAACGAUCACUUUGGAAGUCGAACCGAGUGACACAAUUGAGAAUGUGAAGGCUAAGAUCCAAGAUAAAGAAGGAAUCCCACCCGAUCAACAGCGUCUGAUCUUUGCUGGGAAGCAGCUGGAAGAUGGUCGUACAUUGUCUGAUUACAAUAUCCAGAAAGAGUCCACUCUUCACUUGGUGUUGCGUCUUCGUGGUGGUAUGCAGAUUUUUGUGAAGACAUUGACUGGUAAAACGAUCACUUUGGAAGUCGAACCGAGUGACACAAUUGAGAAUGUGAAGGCUAAGAUCCAAGAUAAAGAAGGAAUCCCACCCGAUCAACAGCGUCUGAUCUUUGCUGGGAAGCAGCUGGAAGAUGGUCGUACAUUGUCUGAUUACAAUAUCCAGAAAGAGUCCACUCUUCACUUGGUGUUGCGUCUUCGUGGUGGUAUGCAGAUUUUUGUGAAGACAUUGACUGGUAAAACGAUCACCUUGGAAGUCGAACCGAGUGACACCAUUGAGAAUGUGAAGGCUAAGAUCCAAGAUAAAGAAGGAAUCCCACCCGAUCAACAGCGUCUGAUCUUUGCUGGGAAGCAGCUGGAAGAUGGUCGUACAUUGUCUGAUUACAAUAUCCAGAAAGAGUCCACUCUUCACUUGGUGUUGCGUCUUCGUGGAGUUCUCUAUUUGUUUUGUUCUUGAUUCUUCGUGUGCGUGUCUAGUGUAACUGUGACUCCUAAUCCAUGUAGAUUUGCUGGUGUUAUGCAAUUAAGCCUAUCGAGUUAUCUUAUGCCAGUUACCUAAAUUUAGUAAGUUUCGAUGUUCUGAUUUAAUUAGGGUGUAUCCAUAUUUCCGUCCUUGAUCUUACUGCGUUGGUCGCAUUGCUAACUUGUUUGUCGUGCGUUAUUGCCUGCCAGGACUCGUGUGCUGAAGUGUAUGUGCGGUCUUGUCAACUCGUAAUUAAUGUUUGUUACAAGUCUCGUGGAAAAGUUUACAUGCUCUAGAUUAGCUGAAUAUAUAUAUAUAUUCUCUUCAUGACUGUCCGGGUGACAUUUGAGGAGUCCAGACUACCUGGCUGAGGUCCGAGUAAUCGUUUUUAACAGUGGCUAGAGACUGGUUGACAUAUCUAAAAAUAGUUCGCAGUAGCCCGGGCGCGUUUAUGUCAUCUUCCCUUCGAAUCUAGGUCGAAGUUAUUAGUCUAUACUUUCCCAAGCUAUCUGCUAUGCUUGUUCCUUUUGUCACCAUUGCAGUUACUACUCCUGAUAACCUGGGUAUUGUUUUGAUAAUUUCGUCUUAUCAUGAGAAUGGGGCGUGAAUGGUGAAGAAAGCGCAGAAGGUUAAAGACACCGAGGACUGUGUGAGCUCAUCUUUUCAAUGAUAAUCGGCCAGACUUGACCGGUAUCUUUAGUGAAAACCAGUUUUCAAAUAAAUAUCUUAGUAAGUUUUGCGG